Penicillium riverlandense is the source of this 1794-nucleotide messenger RNA. RefSeq names its product putative cell wall anchored protein. The coding region runs from base 1 to 1794 and encodes 597 amino acids. The record is from RefSeq and is a predicted model, not a curated record. The transcript has 5 exons. NCBI's taxonomy places the organism in Eukaryota, Fungi, Ascomycota, Eurotiomycetes, Eurotiales, Aspergillaceae. Gene Ontology annotation, molecular function: protein binding.
AUGCUCGCGCCAGUGGUCGCGACACUGUUGCUUUGGGUCUUGAGCGCAGCGAGCGAUUCGAAUUUGGACCCGAUUAAGAACUACUGCAAGCGACUGUAUCAUCAAUCUGCGGUGAAGAAUGGCAAACUGUAUAUCGACGGCGGGCUCGAGAUAUUUACGCCCAAAAAUGACUAUGGGACGGCUGAGGGGGGCGAGAUCCUGGGGUAUAACGAAUGGUUGAUCACACUGGACAUGCAAUAUUCCUGGGACUGGGAGACCAGCAACUUUUCAAUGAACGCCCUCAACAUCACCGCCGACCCAACCACGGGAACAAAACCAGCAAAUCUCAUCAGCGGAGCGCUCUACGCCGGAGCGCCCGAUGAUUCCAAAAUAUAUCUAUACGGCGGGACGACCUCCUUUCUGAACGAGAGUUUCCCCGGAUUCGAGUGGCCCGACUCGUCACAGUAUGCGCUGUGGUCGUAUGACACGGACGAUCAAACCUGGAGCCAGUACGACGUGUCGCUGAAUGUGCCCUACAAGCCGGCUGGAGGGGCGUAUGCCGAGGCAGCAGACCAGGGUCUUGCAUUUUAUCUGAAUGGGUGGCUUGAUAACGGAACGUCCAAUGAAUUCGAGAAUGAAUAUAACUUCCUGAAGUAUAUGGAUGGAAUGGUCGUUGUUAACACCAACACCCAGCAGGCGCGGAACUUGUCCACAUCUUCGCUGAACAACUCCCCUCGUGUUAAAGGUGGCCUGGCCUAUCUUCCAGGACUCAGCACUAAGGGGAUCUUGGUGGCCAUGGGAGGAGUGACGAAGCCGACGAGUGAUAGCAGCUUGGAUAAUAGAGGGACAUAUGUCUCCUUCGACAGCGUCGAUAUAUUCGACAUCGCAUCCAUGGGCGGCACAUGGUACAACCAACCAGCAUCGGGCGACAUCCCCGGACCGCGAACAGAUUUCUGCGUGGUUACGGUCUCAGCACCAGAUAACUCAAGCCACAAUAUCUACCUGUAUGGCGGGCAGGGCGCCAACAAUCUCUACGACGACAUCUACGUCCUCUCCCUCCCCUCGUUCCGAUGGAUCAAGAUGUAUCAGGGCGAGUCGCCUCGCUAUGGACAUACCUGCCACCUCGUCGGCAAUAAGCAGAUGCUGACUGUUGGCGGCGAUGCAUCGGAAGAUCUGAUGAGUGGGUGUGACUGGGAAGAAUAUGGCGUGGCCAUUUUGGACAUGAGUAGUAUGGUCUGGGGCCAUAUCUACCAUGCGCUCGAUGGGGAGUAUCAGGUGCCGACGAAGGUCUAUAAUGCGAUUGGGGGAGACGGACAGGGUAAUGCCAAUCUGAUGAAGCCCACUGGCGGGUUCAGCAAUAACCAAGUUGCGCGGUUCUUCAACGAGACUGCUAGCACCGAAUCUGGGAAAUCUACUACCUCUUCAUCAUCCACCACCAGCAGCAAGAUAAGCGGAGGGGCCAUCGCCGGCGCAGUCAUCGGAUCCGUCAUAGCCGCAGCAUUGAUCGCAGCACUGAUCAUCUACCUGAUCCGCCGACAGCGAAAGCAGCACAAGAACACCAACAUACCUUCACCAGCAACAACCGAAACUGCCGAGGCACCCCCGGACUACAAGCCUGCCCGACUAGACGGCGCCUUCUUCCGCAACCGAGGACAAGCUGCCGAGCUGACCAGCCAGCAGGUGUCUGCGCUGACGGAGCUGGGGAGCUCAAACCCGGUAACGCUGCAUGAGAUGGACGGGCAUCCGCGGGGACCAGCUGAGUUGCCGGGCACGAGACCGGGCGAUGGGCUCACGACCAAGUCGAGGAAGAAGUAG